Molecule: messenger RNA, 405 nt
Organism: Penicillium manginii
Lineage: Eukaryota; Fungi; Ascomycota; Eurotiomycetes; Eurotiales; Aspergillaceae
Exons: 3
Coding region: 1-405 (134 amino acids)
Source: RefSeq, a predicted model, not a curated record
AUGGCCAUCACCUGGAACGCUGAAGCUGACGCCAAGCUCCUCGUUGGCAUAAUUGCUACUAGCAAUUCGUCCAUCGACUUUGAAAAAGUCGCCGAAUUCAUGGGCCAGGGCAAGUAUUCUCCUAUAUUUCUUUCCAAACAAACCUCGAUUCGUGUCAUUCUUGCAAAGACAGACUGCACCGUGAGUGCGCUUAAGCACAGGGUUCAGCGGAUUAAGGAAAAAGCCGGUCUCGCGAACUCGAAGGGUGCCACCCCAAAGUCGCUAUCUACCCCUAAGACAAAGCGAUCUACUUCCAUGAAGGCAGCCAAGAGCACCCCCAAGCGCAAGUCCGCCCUCACCAAGGGCGAACAGAUCGAUGAGAAGAUCAAGCCUGAGAAGUUGGACCAUGAUGAUUAUCUUGCAUAA